GGAGUAUCUCUGUUCAUAAUAUGGGGGUGAAAGGGGUAAUAAUGCUACCACCUCUGCAAGCAACAGCUUAACAGCUAGCCCUCCUGGGUUGGAUGGUCACACAAUGAAUAAGUCAGGGGAUGCAGGUAUUUCAGGUUUGGUAUCAAGUGUUGUAACCGAACACAGUUCACAGAUUGUGGGUACUGAAUUCCCACCUGUAGAAAAUGCAGGUGCAGCAGUUCCAUCAACUGGCUCCUUAGCUGGACAAAGAACCAAUGGUGAUUCCUCAGCUGCCAGCAUUACCUCCUUAGGACCAGUCUUGAGGAACCUGUCGACCCCAACAUUGGCACCAGCUUCCACUCAGGCAUAUAAACAAACAUGGUCUAUUUAUAGAAAUUUUGUGAAAAAAUUUAAUAGCAGUAAUUAUCUUCCAUUGUGUCAGGAUACUUUGGCUUUGUUUAUCUCUUAUUUAUUUGCUGAAGGUCAGGCAGCCUCCUCUGUUGUGUCAUUUAUUUUAUCAAUAGUAUGUAUACAUAGAAUUAAUAACUUGCCUGAUAAUACGUCAUGCUUCCUUGUUCAAAAACUAUUAAGUUCUUGUCGCAAAACAAGACCUUCAAUGGAUAUUCGUUUACCAAUAACCAUAGUAGUUCUACAUAAAAUUUGUGAUGCACUAGAACAUACAGUAUCAAACAUGUAUAAAAAAGUAUUAUUUCAAGCAAUGUUUUUAUUGGCUUUCCAUGGCUUCCUCAGAAUAGGAGAAAUAACAUCAGUUUGCACUGCUAAUCAUGUCUUACAAAUGUCACAAGUAAGGUUUUGAUUCACUUUCAAAAUUAUAAACAUUCAGGCGGUCAAGUUUUUACC
Molecule: messenger RNA, 840 nt
Organism: Saccostrea echinata
Lineage: Eukaryota; Metazoa; Mollusca; Bivalvia; Ostreida; Ostreidae
Exons: 2
Coding region: 104-796 (230 amino acids)
Source: RefSeq, a predicted model, not a curated record